AUGAUAAGCAAUCAGGCGUUGCUACUUCUGGUGCUCUUCAACCUGUGGCCCAGUACUGCCCUUCCUUUCAUGCCUGGGAAUAUUAAGAAUCUGUUUGGGAUGCCAGAGAGUGAUGGAAAGGUUCUUCAGCGUUCCAAACGAGGAUGGAUGUGGAACCAGUUCUUUCUGCUUGAGGAAUACACAGGAAACGACCAUCAAUACGUCGGCAAGCUGCACUCUAACAUGGAUAAAGGUGAUGGCACUGUGAAGUACGUCCUGACCGGAGACGGGGCAGGCACCCUGUUCCUAAUUGACGAGAAGUCUGGAGACAUUCAUGCCACGAAGAGGCUGGAUCGAGAGGAGAAAGCCAUGUACAUGCUCCAUGCCAAGGUUCUGGACAGGAACACCAAUGCAGAACUGGAGCCCGACACUGAAUUCAACAUCAAAAUUCAUGACAUCAACGACAACGCACCAAAAUUUGCAAGGGAAAUCUACUUUGCCAGUGUCCCAGAGAUGUCUGAAGUUGCUGAUGUCAACGACAGUCCGCCGCGUUUCGCUAACCAUUAUUUUCGUGUGACGACCGUGGAGUCUACAGAGAUCGGUGGUGCCAUUGGACGCAUUAAGGCUGAUGAUCCAGAUGUGGGCGAUAAUGCUCAUAUGCAAUACAGUAUUGUUGAUGGUCAUGACACAUUCAAUAUCACAACUGACCAAACUACUCAGGAGGGAGUUAUCAUAAUCAAAAAGGCACUGGAUUAUGAAAGUAAGAAGGACUAUGAGUUCAGAGUGGAGGUGAGAAACGCCUUCUUUGAUGCACGGUUCGUCAGUGGUGUGCAAUUCCAAGACUCCACCACGGUCAAGGUCACGGUAGAAGAUGUGGAUGAGCCCCCUGUAUUCACCAGGAACCCUUAUAUCAUUGAAGUGCACGAGGACACGGCUGCUGGCAGCUUUGUUGGUGUUGUGUUGGCCAGGGACCCAGACGCUGACAACAAGCCAGUCAAAUACUCCAUUGACCGACACACAGAUCUUGAACGGCUGUUUAGCAUCGAUUCCUUCAAUGGCACCAUCACAACACUGAAAGCGCUGGACAGAGAAAUGUCCAGAUGGCACAACAUUUCUGUGGUGGCCACUGAAAUAAAUAAUCCUCGUCAGACCACUCGAGUGCCGGUGUUCAUCAAAGUACUGGAUGUCAAUGACAACGCACCAGAGUUUGCAAUGUCCUACGAUACAUUUGUCUGUGAGAAUGUCAAAGCAGGACAGUUGAUUCAGACAAUAAGUGCUGUUGACACAGAUGAACCUCUUGUCGGACACAAGUUUGUCUUCAGUAUGCGUGGCACCAACCCAAAUUUUACUAUUGUUGACAAGGAAGACAACACUGCCAACAUCCUGACGAGAAGGGGGGGAUUCAGCCGGCGGGAGAUGAGCAUGUACUUCCUCCCUGUCGUGAUCUCUGACAACGAUUACCCCAUUCAGAGCAGUACCAGUACAUUGAUCGUGCGCGUGUGUGCUUGUGACAGUCGUGGAAACAUGCAGUCAUGCAAUCCUGAGGUCCUGCCCUUUUCAGAUGGUCUCACAACUGGAGCUCUUGUGGCCAUACUUCUCUGUGUCAUUAUUCUGCUCAGUAAGUACCCUCACAUGAGACCAAGUGCAUGGACUUCUAUAUAA
Molecule: messenger RNA, 1641 nt
Organism: Nematolebias whitei (Rio pearlfish)
Lineage: Eukaryota; Metazoa; Chordata; Actinopteri; Cyprinodontiformes; Rivulidae
Product: cadherin-10
Exons: 9
Coding region: 1-1641 (546 amino acids)
Biological process (GO): adherens junction organization; homophilic cell-cell adhesion; cell morphogenesis
Cellular component (GO): adherens junction; plasma membrane; catenin complex
Molecular function (GO): cadherin binding; calcium ion binding
Source: RefSeq, a predicted model, not a curated record